AUCCCAUCUAGAAAUACUUAUUAUGUUUUUUAUAUUGGAUUCAGAUAAGAAACAUAAAUAAAUUUAUCCAUCUAUAUGUAACUAAGUUUAGUUUCAAAUAAUUUUGUAUCUGAAUUCAUUUAUGAAAAAAGAAGGAAAAUAUAGAAAUCAUUACAUGGGAAACAACUCCAAUAACAUAUGAUUUAUCGAACAGAUUGCAUACCCUUGAAUACUAAUUGAAUGUCUGUAAAUGAAAUAUAAUAUUGGUUUUGGUGAAAAUGAUAUAAUAACUUGUCUGUAAUUACUAUGCUCUCUUUUAACUGUUUGCCCUAAUAUCUUUCCCUCUCUCUAUAUAUAUACAUCAUAGGUCUUCAGAUUCAUACCUACCUAACUACAUAGCAUUAUAUUGUUGUUGGAUGGAAAUAGCAGUUCAUUUGCAGAAAAUCUUCUUCUUCGUUGGUGUUGGUUCCUAUCAUCAAUAUCCAUCAGCUUGAGAGAAUUAGAGAGGGAUUGAUGUCAGAAAUAAAAGAAAAGUACUACAACUACUGCCAGAAGCAGAAGGUGGUGGUGUUACAGGAUGCAUCAAGUGAAGUGAGCUGGGAUGCAAUAAGAUGGAUGAUUGAUGACUUCUCCCUCAAGGAAGGAGACGAGCUCACACUGGUUGGUGUUCUCCACCAGGUUACAAAUCCAAAUGGAUAUGCAGUGGGAUUUAAGUGCAAAACAGAUCGCAAUUCGAUGUUCGAGGUUAGCUGGAAAUACGUGGAAGAAGAAAUAGCGAGAAAGAAGGAAGAAUUGAAUCAACAAAUCUUGAUCCAAAUAAUGGAACAAGGAUGUUGUCAUGAAAUGGUUAGGGUGAAUGUGGAAAUGGUGGCUGGUCCUUGUCCAAAGGUGGCUGCUGCGGAAGCUGCCAAUUCAUUAAACCCAACUUGGGUUUUGUUGGACAGGAAACUGAAGAAAGACAGCAAGUAUUUCUUAGAAAAGCUUACUUGUUCAUGUGGAAUAUCAAAAGUGACUGGACACAAUACAGUCCAACAACUCAGAGGACGUCGUCCAGAUGAUCAAAUAAUUAUUUGUGAAUCAUCAGAUCAUGAGUAUUCAUCAACUAAUUGCUCGGUCUGCAAUAACAAGCGGCCUAAUAAGAUGAUGCAUCGGAGGAGAAUCGAUUUUAGUUAUAGCCAACUGUAUGCAGCGACAUCAGGAUUUUCGCAAAAGAAAUACCUGUCAGAAGGUGGAUUCGGAAGCGUGUACAAGGGAAGACUGAAGGACGGGACAAAGGUAGCUGUGAAGAAGUUGAGUGAGGACAGCUUCCAGGGUGAGAAGGAGUUCAAAAGGGAGGUAAAAGCACUUAGCAACGCCCGGCAUAAGAAUGUUGUGAUGUUAUUGGGGUCUUGUUCUGAAGGAAAUCAUAGACUCCUUGUUUAUGAGUAUAUCUGCAAUGGCUCCCUUGAUCGUCACCUCUCAAAUGAUGAAGUAAUGAAGGGUGUUGUAUGUUGGGAUGAGAGAAUCAAGAUAGCCUUUGGAGCAGCUAAAGGUUUGGAGUAUCUUCACAGCAAAGGCAUAAUUCACAGAGAUGUCAGGCCAAGCAAUAUCCUGAUAACUCAUGACCAUCAAUCUCUGCUAGGAGACUUUGGGCUGGCAAAGACACAUGAGCAGCUAGGGGAUUCAGAUCAUAAUAAAGGUGGUGGUGGUGUUCUUGGUACUUUCGGAUAUUUGGCACCAGAAUAUGCAGUAAACGGUCAUGCCUCCACAAAGAGUGAUGUAUAUUCCUAUGGUGUAGUUCUCUUACAACUUAUUACAGGCUUCACUUCUAAUAUUCAUGGAGGAGGGGAAAGUCUUCUCGAUUGGGCACGACCUCUUCUGAAAUCGAGGGAGUACCCAACUCUAAUCGACAAGAGGAUCCUAGAUUCCCACGAUGUUCACCAGCUCUUUUGGAUGGUUUGGGUAGCAGAGAAAUGUCUAGAAAUCGAACCUCGAAAGAGAUGGACAAUGCCAACUGUGGUGAGUGCUCUGAAUUAUAUUGUUGAAGGUGGUAAUGCAAAUUUUAUACAAGACUUCUUCUCUCCAGCACAUUCAGACACAGUUGAUAGCAUCCUAAACUACCCAGGAGAAGAAUCAGAUGAUGAUAUUAUCGCUGCUGCUGAUGAUAAUAAUAAGACGAUGAUAAACAACAUCAGCAACGAGAGUUUGAUGAUGUUACUCGAUGACGACGAGAACCAGAUUAAUAAUACUAGUACUGAGUUUGUAUGCCCAGCCAAAACAAAGGCAAGAACAACCAAAUCAGACAUGUCAAAAAGUGGUCCAAGGAACAAGACAAAGGGGAGAGCACAAACUCCUAGUAGCAGUAAUAGUAGAGCUGGAUUCUUUUAUGAUGAUAUGGUUGUGUAAUUAAAAUAUAAGCCUAUGUUUUAUCUGUAAUUGUAAACAACAAUGAAUUAAGUCAAAACAUAAAUAUAUAUAUUCAGAUGAAAGCUGUUUUAGUUAUACAGAAAAAGUCACACACCAACAACAUUCCCAAAAACAAAAAACAGUUUUAUUUGCUGAGUUGAGGUUCAAGUGGAGUGGUCAGGUUCCAUAUGAUUCAAAACAAAGGCACCUUCAUUGUUCUUGUGUACCUUCA
Messenger RNA from Impatiens glandulifera, 2596 nucleotides. RefSeq names its product PTI1-like tyrosine-protein kinase 3. The record is from RefSeq and is a predicted model, not a curated record. Gene Ontology annotation, biological process: protein phosphorylation. The coding region runs from base 493 to 2364 and encodes 623 amino acids. The transcript is spliced from 6 exons. Lineage: Eukaryota; Viridiplantae; Streptophyta; Magnoliopsida; Ericales; Balsaminaceae. Gene Ontology annotation, molecular function: protein tyrosine kinase activity; ATP binding.